This is a messenger RNA of Anthonomus grandis grandis, 1502 nucleotides long. RefSeq lists its product as uncharacterized. NCBI's taxonomy places the organism in Eukaryota, Metazoa, Arthropoda, Insecta, Coleoptera, Curculionidae. The transcript has 4 exons. The coding region runs from base 1031 to 1441 and encodes 136 amino acids. The record is from RefSeq and is a predicted model, not a curated record.
AAAAAGAGGACCAGUUGUUGGGGUAUCAUGCUUCAAAGAACCAUAAUGUGUUAUAUAGUCGCGUUGUAUGUCAAUAUAAUGUGUUAUUAUGUCAAAUAUCUGUUAACGUUUAUUAAUUGCAUCCUAAAUAAACUCUAAAUACCAAAUUUCAACCCAAUCGGAUUAAUAGCAAAAGAGUUACAGUGUCACGUGACCUGGACCUCAAAUGUCAAAUAUCAGUCAACAUUUAUUAAUUGCAUCCUAAAUCAACCCCAAAUACCAAAUUUCAACCCAAUCGGAUCAAUAGCAAAAGAGUUACAGUGUCACGUGACCCGAAUCUCAAAUGUCAAAAAUCUAUCAAAAUGUAAUAAUUGUAUCCUAAAUCAAUCCCAAAUACCAAAUUUCAACCCAAUCGGACACAUAGCAAAAAAGUUACAAUAGUCACGUGACCCAAAACUCAAAUGUCAAAUAUCUAUCAAAAAUAGUAAUUUCAUCCUAUAUAAAGCCCAAAUACCAAAUUUGAACCCAAUCGGACUCAUAGCAAAAAAGUUUUAAUAGUCACGUAACCGGGAAGUCAAAUGUCAAAUAUCUGUCAAAAUUUAUUAAUCUUAUUCGAAAUAAACCCUAGGUACCAAAUUUCAACCAAAUCGCACAAAAAACAAAAAAGUUAUGAUAAUCGGCUAACCUUAAAAAUUAAUAAUUUCGAAAAUUUUUUAUUUAUAUCCCACAACCAAUGUUUAAGAAUUAUUAAUAUUUAUUUUUAAUAAACUCAAUAGUAUAAAACUCAUCUAAUAUCUAAAACCAUCUUUUAAAUUAAAUAGAUCAUUACGACUGACCCGCGUAUAAUAGGACAAAUUUCAUUUUGAUUCACCCCGAUAUAAACACACUGACAUUUCAAAAAACGGCAUUUUGGCAACGAAGACGUCAAAAUGAUUAUUUGAUUUAAUGGUCUCUUAGAAAUAAUACAAUACAAACAGUAACUAUAGUUGAACGAUACAAACAGCGUUCCUAACAACCAUUGUUUGAAUUUUAUUUUGGCUCAUUUCGUACCAUGCAAGCAAUGGACGUAGACGCAAUGGCCGAAAGCCUACAGGCGAUCAUGGAGUCUGUACCGUCGGAACCUCAACCCAAGUCGAGACCACCCAACCCAAGGCAACCCAACCCAAGCCCACCCAACCCAACCCAACCAAAUCCUCCCGACCCAACCCAACCCACCGAAGCCUCCCAACCCACCGAAUCUUCCUCCCAACGCAAUAAAGAAAAUAAUAGAGGAAGAAACUGGAGAGCGAGGAGUAGCUACUGGAAUAGCAGGGUCCAUAGGCGUAGAGAGCGGGCCAAUCUUCACCAACAAAAAACGCUAUUGUCGGCCGUGACGGACGCGGUGGCCAGUGCUAUUCUUAAGCACACGAAUAAAGGAGGCUUCAGGGGCAAUUUCCGUGGUCGGGGCAGGGGGCGAAAUUAAUUUUUUUUUUAAAUUUUUGAUUUAUGAUUUUUUUUAAACAUAUUAUAUAUAUUUUAUAUAA